Phoenix dactylifera (date palm) is the source of this 4247-nucleotide messenger RNA. The record is from RefSeq and is a predicted model, not a curated record. NCBI's taxonomy places the organism in Eukaryota, Viridiplantae, Streptophyta, Magnoliopsida, Arecales, Arecaceae.
GAGACAUCCAGAUUUAUCUACUCUUAGUUUUCUUCUUCUUUUUCCUCCUCUUACCAGUUGUGUUUGAGUAAGAUAUGGAGGAGUCAUUGAAGUGCCUCAUCGAGAGGGUUAAGGAAGAGGUUUUCUCUCCCUCGGCUGACAUGUACUCCUUUCUACCAUCGUCUGCCUACGAGACUGCAUGGGUAGCCAUGAUACCCAAUCCUGAACGAUGCCGUCGUCCAAUGUUCCCAAACUGUUUGGUUUGGAUGCUCCGCACCCAAAACGAUGGAGGGUUAUGGGGAGAGCUCGAUCUCACCAUAGACUGCCUCACUGCGACUCUGGCCUGUAUUAUUGCGCUCAAGAUUUGGAACGUUGGCUACAUAAAUAUAGAGAAAGGAUUGAAAUUUCUUCAUGCAAACACGGAGAAGGUGCUUAUGAAACACCAUGGUGGCAUCCCCCGAUGGUUUGCCAUUAUAUUCCCGGGCAUGCUUGAGCUGGCGAAGGCCAAAGGCUUGGAGGUCUUUCCUCAGGGCUACACAGGAGUCGUGGAAGAUAUCUUCAACGAAAGGGAGAAAAUUUUCAAAAUGGAAGAAACAUCCUGUGGGGGUCACCAUCUUCCACUUUCACUGUACCUCGAGGCCUUGCCAGCAAUCUACCGAGGGAAGCAUGAAGAUAUUCUUAAGCAUAAGAGAGAAGAUGGGUCCUUGUUUCAUUCCCCGUCUGCAACUGCUUGUGCUUUCAUGAUCACUGGAGAUGGAGAUUGCAAGGAGUAUUUGGAAGCCAUGGUCCAAAGAUGCGGACAUGGAGUUCCUCCCGCAUACCCUGUGGACCAAGACCUCAUAAAGCUGUGUAUGAUGGACCAUUUGAUGCGACUAGGAUGUGGUGAACAUUUCACCAAGGAAAUAGGAGAUGCGAUGGAUCACAUUUAUUGGAAUUGGGUAACGGAGGAGCUGCAACCGUCUAACGUGCACAAUCUGCCGCUCCAAAUAUUCAAAGAUUUUUUAACCUUUCAACUCCUAAGAAGGCACGGCCAUCGAAUAUCCCCAGAGAGAUGUUGUUGGUUUAUGCGUGACCCGCAAACGCUCCUGCACAUAGAAGAGAACUAUCAAAACUUCUUGGGAGCUAUGUAUGCUGUCUACAUAGCCACACAUUUGAUGUUUCUAGAGGAACCAGAAUUCGAAAAUGCCAAAACUUUCUCCAAGAAAAUAUUGCAAAAGGGAUUGCCAGGCAAAGAUGUGAAAGACCAUCCUUCAGCUCUUUCUGAUCUCCAGAAGGAGAUUGAGCACGAGUUGAAGCAUCUGUGGUUAGCACGGAUGGAUCAUCUGGAGCAUCGGACAUACAUAGAAAGAACUAAAGGCUACAAUAUUUGGAUUGGAAAGUCCUCCUCUUGCAGGCUAACAUGCUCGGACGACAUUAUCCAGCUUGCCAUAAAAAAUUUCAUGACUCGCCAAUCAGUCUAUAGGACUGAACUCGAGGAGCUAAAGAGGUGGUCCAAAGAUACGGGCCUUGCCAACAUGGGCUUCGGACGAGAGAACACAUCAUAUUGUUACUUCGUUGCUGCUACUCCCAUUUCCCUUCUCUUAGACUCGGAGGUGCGGAAAAUUAUGGCUAAAAGUGCAACCUUAGUUACAGUUGCAGAUGAUUUUUUUGAUGAGCACGGUUCAUUAGAUGAAUUACAAUGCCUCACCGAAGCAGUACAAAGGUGGGAAGGAGAAGGCUUAUCUGGGCAUAGUAAAGUUAUUUUUGAGACUCUUGAUGACCUUGUAUGUGAUAUUGCAUUGAAGAUUUUCAACCAACAAGGUCAUGAUAUGAAAACACUUCUUCAAGAUUUCUGGCGAGAAGCAUUCAAUGUGUGGUUGACGGAAUCUGAGUGGAGUAGAAUCAAACAUGCACCAUCAAUUGAUGAAUACCUUCGAGUAGGCACGCUCUCUAUAGCUAUACAAGCAAUGUAUCUCCCCGCAUGUUAUCUUGCAAGUCCAAAGCACCCACAGAGCUCUCCAGAAACCCAUUAUAGCAAAAUUACCACAUUGUUAAUGCUCUCAGCUCGCCUACUGAAUGACAUUCAAAGCUAUGAGAAAGAGAUGAAAGAUGGAAAACUGAACAUGGUGCCAUUGUACUUGAAAGAGAAUCCACAGGCAAAUAUUGAAGAUGCAAUUGCAUAUAUACAGAACAAACUAGAAAGGCACAAGAAGCAGCUGCUUGAAAUUACUAUGGUUGAUAUCAAUACUGAAGUACCGAAAGAAUGGAAACAAAUCCAUUUAUGUGCUUUAAAGGGGUUUCAGAUGCUUUUUAACACUUUUAAUGCAUUUGACUCACCUACUGCGCUACUUCAGGACAUUACCAUGGCCUUCUAUGAACCAUUAGUUAUGGACUCUCAGAGAAUCCUUCUCCCAACAUUUGUGCUUAAUGCUCAUGAGUCAAUUAAGGAGACUACAGGACGAUCAAUGGAGGAAAGUUCUAAGAAAGAAUCGUCAGUGAAGGCUCAAGGUCAGCUUCAAGGAGUGAAUGGUAAAAUAGUUUAUAAUCCAAGAGCAAUAACUUCCAAAAUCAAGCAGUCACUUUAUUAUGUGAGGCCCAAAAGUUUUAUUACAUUACGGUGCCCAUCUUCCUAUAUGUUUUUAGCUGUGCCUCCCAUUUCUCCAAGUCCUUUGUUGAAGAUGUAGGCGGCAGCAUUCAGGUGUGCAUGUUAAAGAAAUAUUUAUUUCUAUACUGCUAUAUCUUCUGUGUUGUGAUAUUUUUACCAAAAGAGUGCAUAGUAUAGUCUUUUAUGCACAAUGUAUUGAUGAUAAUAAAGGAAAUGUAAGUGCAAUAAGAAUUUAUGGUUGUUUUAUCCGUGCCCUUAAUCAUGUUUAUACAUACACAAAUUAUACUUGUAUAUUUGGGUUCUUUGGCCUUCCCUAAGUAUCCAUGAUCUUUCAGAGGGCCCAAGCAUUUUGGUACAUUUGUACAAUCUUGAGACCUUACUCAAAAAAGCUACCCAAAAGUUAUUUAGAUUUUUGACUUUCUAUAAAUACCCAAGUUCUUCUUGCACAUAACUCAAAAUGCACAGCCACAUGGCUCCUCAUAUAUUUCAUUCAGAUUACUUUUAUAUCAUAUGUAAUUAUAUCCUUAGCAUCCUUAAGGUAUGUCUAAGUGUAUUAUUGAAAUUAAUGAAUGAUUGAGGCCUCAAUCCACGAACUAGUGAUCUAACAAAAACAUCUCAAGCAUUAUUCCUAUCUUAAAUUUCUUAUUCAACCUGAUCUAAUCAAAUUAAUGUGUCUCAAUGCAACCUAACUCCAGGAGCCCAACUCUACUCGAGCUUAGCCCAACUCUACCCAACAUGAGACUAGGCUGAAUUGGAUUAGGGUGGAGAAGUAUAAAGAUAAAGUUAAGUUAGCAUUUGCCUUUAGAUCAAAUCAACUUGCCCGAGUUACAACCCUCACGAACAUAUUGGUUAGAAAGGAAAAGGAGUUCUUGAAAUAAAUAUUACCAAUGGACAUAGUAAAAUGCUAAAAAGAUGGAAGGAACUCCUUUCGUCACGCUUGAACUUGGGAUGUUAUAUAACAAUUCCAAUGCAUUUGAUUCACCUGUGGCAUUGCUAGAAAACAUUAGCAUGUCAAUGGAGGCAUGUCGGUAGAUGAAGAUUGUGGAGGAGUGGAUUUUGUGAUUAGAGAUUAUCAUGCCAUACUGAUAGGGGCAGGAGGUCACCGCAUUUUAGGCCAGACUGUCAUUGAGGCAGAGCUCCAGACAGCUUAGGAGGGCAUUUUCUAUGUGAAGAUAGUUCUUGGAGCUGAUAGGGCACAUUUGGAGGAAGACUCUUCCACAUUGAUCGAUUGGAUUUGGGGAGUAGAUCGCUAUAGAGAUGACUACCUAUUGAUUUGUGAGAUCCGCAGACUAAUCAAGAAGAUGGAGUCAUUCCAGGUAGCGCAUAUGUAUCGAAAGGCAAAUAGAGCUGCGGAUUGGGUUGCCUCCUUCAUUGCUCGGCAUUCCGGAGAUUUUUCAUGGACCGGGACGGAUAUGAUCCCUCAUAGCUUGUAUCAUUUUUUUUCUUGACUUGGAUGGCUGUAAUGAGGUAAGAGCUAUAUAAUAUGCUGUUUUCAACAAAAAAAAUAUAUAUAAAAAAAGGAGAGAAAGAGAGAGAGAGAGAGAAUGCAUGACUAUGAUAGCCACUAAAGGUCAGUCAUCUGUAGGAGUCCGAUAAUUCAUAUAGAACGAUUGUGGGCGUUGAAAUGGAGCAUCUGCAAGUUAUAUUCCCUGAUUAAACCUGUAUCUAGAAAUAUAUUUUUUUA